UCGAAACAGAAACCCCGCUUUUUGGCGCUCUCUCCCCAUCCCUAUCUCCCGCUGUCUGUCCAGUCACAGCGAAGUAGCUUCCAGAAACCGAUCAAGUUCGCCGGAAAACACCGUGCCUCCGCCGUGAAAACCACUCCGAGAUGGCCGAGAAGAGCAAAGUGCUGGUGAUCGGAGGCACCGGAUACAUCGGAAAGUUCAUCGUGGAAGCGAGUGCCAAGUCCGGUCACCCUACCUUCGCUCUCGUGAGGGAGUCCACUCUCUCCAGCCCCGCCAAGGCCGGAAUCGUCGAAGGUUUCAAGAGCCUUGGCGUCAAUUUAGUUCACGGAGACAUAUACGAUCAAGAGAGUCUGUUGAGUGUGAUUAAGCAGGUGGAUGUGGUAAUCUCUGCUGUGGGGCAAGCGCAACUAGCGGACCAAGACAGGAUUGUGGUUGCCAUCAAAGCAGCCGGGAAUAUCAAGAGAUUCUUACCUUCAGAAUUUGGAAAUGAUGUGGAUCGUGUCCAUGCUGUGGAUCCAGCAAAAACUGCAUUUGCUAUCAAGGCCAAGAUUCGCCGCCUUGUUGAGGCCGAGGGAAUCCCUUAUACCUAUGUGUCUUCUAACUUUUUUGCAGGUUACUUCCUUCCAACAUUGUCGCAGCCUGGGGCUACAGCCCCCCCUAGAGAUAAAGUUGUUAUUUUAGGGGAUGGAAAUUUAAAAGCGGUGUUUAACAAGGAGGAUGACAUCGGCACCUAUACUAUCAAAGCUGUGGAUGAUCCGAGGACCCUGAACAAAAUUCUGUACAUCAAACCUCCUGCUAACACCUACUCGUUUAAUGAUCUUGUGUCUUUGUGGGAGAGAAAGAUUGGCAAGACCCUGGAGAGGGUUUAUGUUCCAGAGGAGCAAGUUCUGAAGAAUAUUCAAGAGGCGGCAGUUCCACUCAAUGUGAUAUUGGCCAUAUCUCAUUCUGUUUUUGUGAAAGGAGACCAAACCAACUUUGAGAUUGAGCCGUCAUUCGGAGUGGAAGCUUCAGAGCUCUAUCCUGACGUCAAAUACACGACCGUGGAUCAGUACCUUGAUCAGUUUGUCUGAUAGCCGAAACUGAUUGGGAUUGGUUGAUAUUUCACAGCAGUUUGAAUCAUGAAUAUUAUAGGAUUCUGCUUGUUAGGAUCCUUGUGUAAAAUGUCGCUCCCACUGAUCAUCUUAUGGCAUGUACAACCUUCAAAUAUGAGGACAUACUAUGAACAUUCGGUUUGUUUGCAUCUAUGCAGUGCUUGGAGAAGUUUCUUCUGUUUUGGAGUUGAUAUCGUUUUUUAUUUAUGGGAAAGCAAAAAGAAAGGCAUUGGGUUUCUCUGA
Molecule: messenger RNA, 1331 nt
Organism: Eucalyptus grandis
Lineage: Eukaryota; Viridiplantae; Streptophyta; Magnoliopsida; Myrtales; Myrtaceae
Product: phenylcoumaran benzylic ether reductase Pyrc5
Exons: 5
Coding region: 141-1067 (308 amino acids)
Molecular function (GO): oxidoreductase activity
Source: RefSeq, a predicted model, not a curated record